CGUCGUGCCCGCGACUUAGCCGUCAAAAUAACCCACGGGAAAGGCCAAAAAUGGCGUUUCAACGAUAAUAAACCCACCGAGUUGUUCCUCACUGGUUGUCGCAACUUUCAGUCCCCCAUUUUCUCUCUCUCUCUCUCUUUCCUUUUUUUCACGUUAUCACAACAACUCGCGAGAGGACAGAGUGUACGUCCCAUAUUACCGGGAGUGUAUCGAUUUUUAAUCGCUUCUCAGAUCGAUCAAGGGAAGAAAUUCCAACGACUUUCCCCGGUCGAAACGAAACGGGAAAAAUUGGCGCGGGUUAUUUGUUUUGUUUAUGAUUUCAAGGUCUGUGAAUUGCGGGAUUAAGUGAGUGAGCGUUAAAAAUGCAAUCCGUGGAGCAACUGCGACCAGAGGAGCUGGUGGGCCUGGUGGCUCGAUCAGCGGAGGGCACAGCAGCCAAAGGAAUGUCGAUAAAAGGAAAUGAGGAUCUUUGGGUUGAGAUUCAGGCGAACACUUUCAGAAACUGGGUGAAUGAACAUUUGAAGCAUGCUGGCGAUGCCGGCGGUGGGCCUGUGAUUGACCUAGCCGAGGACUUUCGAGAUGGCACUCGGUUGUGCGCCCUUGUAGAAGUCCUGACGAAGCGCAGGCUGCCCAGGUGGAACCCAAGACCUGCUAACCAGCAUCAUCACUUGGAGAAUGUCUCCACAGCGCUCCAGGCUAUUGAGGCUGACGGCGUUAAGCUUGUUAACAUCGGUAACGUUGACAUUGUCAAUGGUAACUUGAAGUUAAUUCUCGGUCUGAUAUGGUCCCUCAUUGUCAGAUACCAAAUUGGUAAAUCCAAGUUUCCACCGAGGAAGCUCAUGCUCGCUUGGCUCAAGGCUGUUCUUCCCGAGUGCAGGGUCAAUAAUUUCACCACCGACUGGAAUUCGGGAGUUUAUCUCAGUGCAUUAUUAGACUAUUGUAGUCCAGGGUUGUUUCCACACUGGAGACAAUUGGACCGCACUGAUAGUGUUUACAACUGUCGAAAAGCGAUGGAGAUAGCAAAACGUGAGUUCGACAUCCCAGUGGUUCUGGAACCCGAGUACCUGGCAUCGCCCUACCUGGAUGAGCUCUCUGGCAUGACAUACCUCUCGUACUUCAUGAAGGAAAGCUCACCAGGCUUCCACGCAACCCUCAGAUGGGUGAACUCCCAACUCACUCAUGCGCCAGUUCGGAACUUCACGACCGACUGGAAUGACGGUCGAGCGCUCUGCAGUAUCGUGAGGAAUCUCGGAGGACCAGCGCCUAUGUAUGACAAAAUAAAUCCAGACCCCUCCAGUUGGGAGGCAAAUAUUCAGCAGGGAAUUGAUGGUGCCAAGAAGCUGGGAGUCGAGCCCAUUCUUAAGGCUAAAGACAUGGCUGAUCAGAAUGUCGAACAUCUGGGUGUUAUGGCGUACGCCGCACAUUUCCAGUGGGUUAAGCCUCGCCCUCAGGCCAGCGAGCAAAUUGCUGUUCACAUUGAAAGCACAUCGGCCAGGGUUCAACAGCCGGCAAUUUUCAGACUAGAAAUGUUAUCCAAAGAAGUGAAUCCCCGUGAGGUCCGUGGUGAGAUAAUAAGCCCCUCAGGAAAAGUUGAGUGUCGUCUCACCUGGAACGGCAUCCACGGAAAAGGCACUUUCGUCCCCACAGAAGUCGGAAUGCACAAGCUGAUGGUGUACAACGACGGUGAGCUCGUCAACGGCUGCCCCUACUACUUCAGAGUUUUACCUCCGUUAACCAAAAUAAAAUCCCCGGGGAUGGACCCAUGCGCCAUUGGUUCCAUCGUCGAGGUUCUAGUCAACAGUUACGGAACUAGUCAUGACGGCAUUGACGUUACCGCCUGGUCUCCAACAGGGCGCUCUUUGCCAUGCCCUGUCAAAGAAAACAGUGGAGUUCACACUGCGACAUUUCAACCUGACGAAACAGGCGAGUGGAGCAUUGCAAUAACGCAUAAGGGUACUCAUAUACAAGGAGGUCCCUUUACCUGCUUCGUCUUCGAUCCAAAUGGGAUUAAACUUUUGGACACUGAGGGGGCAAUGCCAGGUCAACCCUUUUCAUUUAUCGUCGAUGCCACUGGCACUGGAGGCCUCGGAGACGUGAACAUCGAUAUUGUUCACGAUAAACAAUCAGUUCCAUUCAGGAUGGAAGACAUCGGACAUAUGAGAUACAGAGUUUCCCUGCACCCCCGAGAUGCCGGCAAAUACCGAGUCUACCUCUACUUCAACGGAUCCGACGUUCGCGGCUCUCCCAUCUCCAUUCGUGUGGGCACCCACAAGAGCAGACGAUCGAGAGAUACUUCGAAGCUUGAAACCUCGAAAUCCUCUCUCGAAAAACGCAUGAACGGUCUGAAUGUCACAGAUUCUCCAUCCCAAAAGAGCCAAUCUCCAGUGUACAAAAGCAACGCCCAGUCUCACCGAACCCCAGAGAGUCCAACCCACAACUACCGAGACUACUCUCACCACCAAUCGUAUAAGGCCUCCAACUCCAACUACUCAACAGAAAACUCUUCGGCUUAUCACGUUCCAAGCCCUCUGAACAAUUCACGAUCCCCGUUACCCCCAGCCCAGACUUCAAGCCCUUCACUGAUCAAAGAAUCCAGAGAAAUCUACUCCUCGUCCUUCAGCCGAUCUAGAUCCCCCAAAGCUCAGAGUCCAAGUUUAAUAAAAGAGUCUAAGGAUAUUUACGCGUCCAGCGCAUUGAACCGAUCGCGAUCACCGACCACGGCAUCCAAUACCACUAGAGACGCUCAAAGCUCAACGGUUAUCAAGGAAUCUAAGGACAUCUAUCAGUCCUCCUCAUUACAUCGUUCGCGGUCGCCUGUUACGACCCCGUUGGGAUUUAGGCCUUCCAAUGGAAGCCCCAUAAACCGAAGUUUUAGUCCUCGAGUCAACAAUGAGAAGGACUUUGGGAGGAGAAGAGGAUCAGCUGAUAACGGAGUUAUUGAUACUAGCAGCAAUGUGAGGGUGUCGUCCAGUGGAGGACCCAGGAGAGACUCCUGGGACGCCAUUGCAAAAACUCGAGCCAUGCUGAGUUAUGGAAGUCUCGAGUCAUUGGCUAAUCUUGCAAAUUCUUCGUCAGUCGAGAAUAGUACAAAGGUUAAUGGUAAUUACCGAAAUGAUAGAAGUGAGUACAAUAAUUAUGCGAUUAAUCAUGUCAGUCAUACGGAGAAUUCGACGAACUACUCGACCCAGCGGUUUACGAGCGCUGAUUAUGGGAGCUCGAUGAAGUUUAAUGGCGAAAAUGGAAAUGGAAGAGGAUACACCCAUGGAAUUCUGAAGAAUAAGAAUAAUAAUUACUAUAAGACUGGGGACAAGAGUGUGGAUGGGAUUGAUGGGGCUAAUGAGAGGUUCAGCAAUGGAGCGAAUUUUGUGGUGAACCAGGAGAGGAGGAAGGGAAGUUCUUUGGUAACUGGAGCUGGUUUGGAGGUUUUGCCGGUGCAUAAACCAACGAGUUUCACGGUGGAUCCUAGUGUAGAUGCUGGAAAAACAACUGUAACCGUUACUGGUCCCAAUGGAAAACAAGUUCCAUAUCAAAAAUCAACGUUAAGAGGCCAAAUGUACACAGUAACAGCUGAUGAAGUUGGAGAACACAUAAUUCAGAUUAUGGUGAAUGGACAACACAUUAAGGGCUCUCCAUUCAGGUCCCAAGCGUAUGAUGCAAAGGCUAUUCAGGUGGACAAUAUUCCUGAUGGAGUGGUGAAUCAACCGGUCGAAUUUGAAAUCGAUGGCUCAAGAGCUGGCUCCGGAAACUUAGAAAUUCUUGUAAAUGGCGGUCAUGUGACGAGUUUUGUACGUGCACUCGGUAGUCAGAGAUUUCUGGCAUCGUUUGUGCCACAUGAGGCUGUAACUCAUCUCGUGGAGAUGACUUUCAAUGGCGAAACUGUCCCCGGCUCACCUUGGCGAGUGGGAAUCAUGCCUAGUCCGAAGAUGUCAGUCCUCGGGGACUCGGUCAGGCUGGUACCCGCUGGCAGUCCCGCGCUAUUCGAACUCUCCGCCCUCGGCUUCACAAGCAAAGAGAUUGACGUGCAGAUAAUAACGCCUUCUAAACGACAGACACCUGCGCGUAUCGAUGAGGAGCCAGGGCGCCCUGGAGAGUUCCGGGUUGAGUUUACACCGAGUGAAGUUGGUAGUCAUCUCGUGGAGGUGAGGAUAGCGGGACAAAAGCUACCGGCUGGACCACUCAUCGCCAAAGUUUAUAACAGCAGCCUCAUUCAAGUUACUGAUGUGCCGAGUGCCGUUGUUGGUCAUGCCUGUCAGUUUAGAGUUGACGCAAGUGCCGCGGGUGAAGGCCAAUUAGAGAUAUCGAUAAACGAGGGCGAGGUGCCAAAUCACGUGCAGGUGGUUGGUGGAGGUCGGUGCCUCGUUUCAUUCACCCCUGACAUUGCUAAGCCCCACUUGAUUGACAUCAAGUUCAAUGGUGAAGCAGUUCCUGGUUGUCCCUUCGUCUGCAAUGUAUCAGACACAAGCAGAGUAAUUCUCAGUUUAAAUCAUUUGGAGCUCAUUCCUGUUGAUCAACCCGCUAGUUUUCACAUGGCUGUUGAUGGAAGUGGGAGUGCAGAAUUAGCGGUCUCCGUCAGGGGGCCUACGACAGAAUUACCUGUGAAAGUGACUGGAAAUAUUCACAGUGGAUUUACAGCGGAAUUUACUCCUCGUGACGUUGGAGUACAUUCAAUAAGCGUUGAGUACAAUGGACACCCCGUUAAUGGUACGCCAUUCCUAGCGAAGGCAUUCAAUGCUGAUAAAGUGUUGAUUGGACCAGUUGCAAGGGGUAACGUUGGUCAGCCAACUCAUUUCACUGUGGAUGCAAGUCAAGCAGGCGAAGGAAACCUCGAAAUAACGAUAUCAGCUCGUGGUCAAAACAUUCCCACCCAGGUAACACCUCAGGGUAACGCUCGGUUCUCCGUAAGCUUCGUCCCCUUCGAAGCUUGCGAGCAUGUAAUAAACAUAGCUUUCAAUAAACGAACCGUCCCUGGAUGUCCCAUAAUAACCCGAGUGGGUGGUGACAGCCAUGUAACUGUCAGUGGACAGGCACUGAGCAGUGCAGCACUCGGUCGUCAGAGUCACUUGACCGUCAGUAAUGUUUCCGGUAGCUUGGAAGACUUAGAAGUUAACGUUGAAGGACCCAAUGGACAGGCUGUACCAGCACAGGUCACUGACAACAAAGAUACUACCUGCAGUGUUGCAUUUACACCAAGAGUUGUGGGUGAGCAUAGAAUAUCAGUGAGCCAUCGUAAUGUACCGGUUGUUGGAAGCCCAUUCAGCUGUAAAGUUUAUGAUGUUACGGCUAUCAAAGUUAAAGACGCACAACGGGGUGUUGUCGGAUUGCCAGUUACAUUCUUAGUUGAAACGAGUCAAGCAGGGCCCGGAAAUCUUGAGGUGACUGUCAACGGUGGAAGAGUUCCAACGUCAGCCCAAGCGCAGGGUCCUCACACCUAUGCCAUCUCUUUUACGCCGAGGGAGCCUGUGGUCCACACUGUGGAUCUCAGAUUCAACGCAGAAGAUGUCCCAGGAAGUCCAUUCAGCUGUCAAGUGAGUGACACAGCCAAGGUGCUGAUCACCGAGGGCCUGGAGAAAGUCUCGGUGAAUCGUUUAGCAACGUUCAACAUCGAAGCGGACGCAUCCCUGGGUAGUCCAACAGUGGAGGUGCUCUCGCCCACUCGGGAAAGUAUACCGGUGCAAAUAAAACAGGGCAUUCACGGUUCAUACACAGCAGGAUUUACGCCGAAGGAUGUUGGUGAUCAUAGUGUUGAAGUUAAAUUGAGUGGAUCACACAUUGAGGGGAGCCCGUUUCUCGUCAAGGCAUAUAAUGCGGAUAAAGUUAAAGUUACGGACAUCAAUAGUGGAGUUGUUGGAAAGCCAGUAUUCUUCAGUAUUAACGCCAGUCAGGCGGGAGCAGGGAACCUCGAGAUAAUAGUUGCUGUAAAUGGCAAGAACGUCCCAAAUUACGUCCAAAGCGAGGGUAAUGCAAAGUUCCGCGUGAACUUUAAACCCCAAGAAGCCGCCGUCCAUAGUCUAAGUGUUCGUUUCAACGGCGAGCCAGUGCCAGGUUCCCCCUUCAAUUGCAAAGUCGUGGGGGCAGGCCAAGCAGUGAUAACAGGCAGUAAUCUGAAGAUGGGAGCAGUGAAACAGCAAAUCUCCUUCACAGUAGAUCCACAAGCCUCGGCCCUCAAUUGCGAUGUCAUCGUGACUCCCCCGUCCGGAAUAGCUCUUCCAAUAACAAUUGAGCCCAUUGAAGGUCGCUACAAUAUCAGCUUCACACCAACAGAAGUUGGUCGGCACAACGUCAGCGUCUUUGUGGAUGGGGAGCCAAUAAAAAAUUCCCCAUUUGCCUGCAACAUCUACGACGUUACGAAGGUGCACGUGUCUGGCUUGACAGAGGCUAGACUGGGCCAGGCAACGACCUUCACAGUGGAUGCUGCAGAGGCUGGUGAGGGUACUCUCGAGCUCGUCGUCAGCACAAACAAUAAUACAGUGAAGGCAGAGGUGGUGGCGUGUGCUCGAGGCCUCUACGAUGUCACCUUUGUCCCCCAAACAACAAGCACACACUACGUAAACAUCAGCUUCAAUGAUGACAAUGUACCUGGGAGUCCCUUCAAAUGUCCAGUGGUAGGUGGAGGAUUAGAUGGGCCAUCUGUCAUCAGAGUUGGCAGCACUGCCUACAUGGACCUCGAUAUGCCAAGACUGGAGGGUCCAGUGUCUGCUGAAGUUACUGGGCCUGAUGGCAUCAUUAUUCCCUGCACAUUGACUAAAUUAUCAUCAACUUUGUACAGAGUGGAAGUUAGAACGAGACAAGUGGGGAUUUACAAUGUUAUCUUCAGUGAUGGACACAAGAUCAUCAGCUCUCAGUCGCUUCAGGCGUUUGAUCCAACUAAAGUAAACAUUAAGGAAAUUUCGGAUGCUAUUUGCCAUCGACCUGGUACGAUUGUCGUGGUGGCCUCGAAGGAGGCAGGACCAGGGAAAAUCACAGCGUCUGUUAGGGCCGGUGGAGUCGAUGUGGAUAAUGUUGUGAGGGAGAGUGAGAGUGGAGUUUACGAGGUCAUUUUUCAUCCGACCAAGGCUGCUCCCCAUAGGGUUCAUAUCAAGUACAAUGAUGUGCAUAUUCAGGGGAGUCCUCUGGAGGUGGCAGUCAGGGGGCCCACGGGGGGGAGGGAGGUAACUGCCAUUGGGCUUGGAUUGUAUCAGUCCUGCAUUGGGAAAAUUACGUCGUUCACGAUUGAAACGUUAGGGAGACCUGGCAAGGAAUUUGAUGUGGUGAUCAGUGGACCUCAGGGAAAUGCUGUGCCUGUACGGUGCUAUCAGCAUCGAGAUGGAAAUUUACUGGCUGAGUUCACUACGAAUUCCAUUGGUACCUACAACAUUGAUGUUCUCCAAGGUGCAAAACCAAUCUUGGGUUCUCCAUUCUUCUGUCAAGCAUUCGAUCCAAAUAAGGUGAAAUUGCAGGAAUUGGGACCCACCACAGUAUCCGUGCACGACCGUAUUGCCUUCAAGUUGAUUAAAAAUGAUGCUGGAGUGGCGGAUUUGGAUGUAACUGCUACUAGUCCCUUGGGACAAGAACUUCCUCUUCAGGUAACUCCAUUGAACGACGGAGCUGAGAUGAUUGAAUUUUCACCGAGCGUUCCGGGAUCCUACAUGAUUAAUGUAACGUAUGGAGGUACACCGAUCCAAGGCACCCCAUUGGUAUGCACUGUGGAGUCCGCGGGUCAGGCUCGCGCAAAGGGUGAAGGCUUGUUGAGUGGACACGUGGGCAAACCGGCUCACUUCAUCGUGACGGGAACUCGGAGUCCCCCAGCAGUGCAGGUUGACGGUCCGGACAGUGUAUCAAAGCCGUCAAUCGAGGCGGGAGCAAACCCAGGCACCUGGAACAUCUCGUACACCCCCACAGAAGUGGGUGUAUUCGACGUUCGAGUGGUGUGCGCAGGCCAGCAGUUGCCAGGAUCCCCCUGGCACCCGAAGAUCAUCGACACAAGGAACCUCCGAGUCAUCGGAGGUUGGGCAGCAAUAUGCGACGACGUCGGUCGUCUCAAACUGUCACCAAAUAGCAAAAUAAGCUUCGACACAGCCGAGGCUGGACCUGGAGAGCUGACAGGCACCAUUGACGAUCACCUCAUCACCUUCGAGAUGACAUCCAAUAACAGAUUGAAGUUGAUUCCCCCUCAGUUGAACGGCGGAGAGCAUCACAUGGAGAUUUUAUUUAACGGCAUUCCAUUUCCAGGAGCUCCUAAAUUAGCAGUGGUCCAGGAGCUUGAACCUCCUGUGCAGGACACCAGUAGAGUCAUGCUCAGAGGGAGAGGACUGACAUCAGCCAAAGUUGGUGAGGAAGUUAGUUUCACCAUUGAUGGCUCCCAAGCGGGAAAUGGAACACCAAAAGUUCAGCUUUUCUCACCGACGAAUGAAGUUAAUGUGCUGCUGCAGCAUCUGGGAGACAGUGUUUAUCGUGCCAGUUAUAUUCCCCUCACUUCCGAAUCACUUUUAAUGACUGUUUCAUGGAAUGGAAGACAAUUGAAAGGAUGCCCUCUGCAGAUCAAUGUUACGAGCGCUGCUGAUGCUUCCAGAGUUAUUUGUUCGGGUGAUGGACUCAAGAAUGGAAUUGUUGGGCAGGAAAUUAGAAGUUUCAUUGACACGAGGAGAGCUGGGCCAGGGGAGCUCACUGCUCACUGCGUGGGGCCACACAAAGUUGCGUACUGCGAGCUUUACGAUCAUGGCGAUGCGACUUUCACUCUAAAUGUUAAACCACAGGAGGCUGGGAGACACGCACUAACGAUCAAGUAUGCUGGCGAACACGUGCCUGGUUCACCCUUCACUCUUAGGGUUUCUGGAGCUCCAGACGCCUCUAAAGUCCGAGUUUAUGGACCUGGAAUUGAACACGGGGUCCUAGCCACAUUUCAAUCCAGAUUCAUCUGCGAUACAAGAGGGGCAGGUGCAGGGCAAUUAACCGUACGGGUCAGAGGGCCGAAAGGUGCCUUCCGAGUGGAGAUGCAGAGAGAAACCCAGAAGGACAGGAUAAUCCUCUGUCGUUACGAUCCAACAGAGCCUGGAGACUAUAGGGUUGAAGUUCGUUGGGCUGGAGUCCUCGUCCCUGGCUCCCCUUUCCCAGUUAGAAUCGUCGAUACGCAGGACGAACUAUUGGUACUUACCCAGACUGCUGAUACUUAUUCGACGGGCCAUCAUACAUUAACUUCCUGGCGGGGAUCUCAAGCAAUUCUCUAACAUUCCCAUGUUAACCCCUUUGUUAUCAAUGUUUUUUUCUCACAAACUAAUAAUAAAUAUUAUAUAAUAUA
Messenger RNA from Diachasma alloeum, 9274 nucleotides. It is a transcript of the gene jbug, whose product is annotated as filamin-C. The transcript has 27 exons. Bases 363 to 9203 code for a protein of 2946 amino acids. Gene Ontology annotation, molecular function: actin filament binding. The record is from RefSeq and is a predicted model, not a curated record. Gene Ontology annotation, biological process: actin cytoskeleton organization. NCBI's taxonomy places the organism in Eukaryota, Metazoa, Arthropoda, Insecta, Hymenoptera, Braconidae.